GCAGCUGGUUGUACUUCUCCCCUCGGAGAUCUGGUCUGCCCAGCAAACUCUGCUCAUGUGUGUUGUAGCAAACUGACAGAUGGGACCACUGAUCUCCACUGCUCACUGCUGGAGAAGAAGAGGAUAACUCCUGAUAUCAUCAACUGAAGGUAAAGCAGAGGCUGUUGGGACUCUGCCAGUUGGGACAAAUAUUUAUUACUCUGCGGAGGAAGACAAUGACUGGAUAGUCACCACGGACCAAAGCAUCAAGAAUCUGCUCUGGAUAUUGGUUCAACAAAUUCAGGAUCGUGUGGAAAGAGUCCCAACAUCAUGCGGGCCUCAAGAAGAUGCUUCCUCCUAUUUCUGCAUCUAGCUUUAGUGUUUCCUGUGGUUAGAGUUAAUCGACUGCUAAAACGAAAGUCUCUGGACCACAAAAGACUUUGUGUGUGUGCUAGUAACAUCAUCAGCUGCUCUAAUUUACACCUAGAACAUGUCACUUUAAAUCUUCCUAACCAUACAUCCGUUCUGGACCUCAGCUUUAACAACAUCACAAAACUCCUUGCCACGUGGACCCUGACUGACCUCAACAUGCUACAGACAAUGCUGCUGAACAACAAUUGUCUCACCUUUCUCUCCUCCGAGGCAUUUGUUCAUGUGAAAAAGCUUCGUUACUUGGAUCUCUCUUAUAAUGGCCUUACCCUACUGGAUGAGUUCAUCUUUGAGCCGCUGGAAGACCUUGAGGUGCUUGUCCUUUUCAAGAACAACAUUUCUAAAAUUGAUCGCACUGCCUUCUCUAGCAUGGGCGCCCUACAGAAGCUUUACAUGAGCCACAACCAGAUCUCACGCAUCCCCUUGGAGGUGCUAAAGGAGCGAAGCAAGUUGGAUACUUUUAAACUGCUGGAUGUUUCCUUCAACAAAAUCAAGGACCUGCCAAUAAAGGAGCUCCAGUCCAUGCGUGCCUGGAUGAAGAAUGGUGUCUACUUUCAUAACAAUCCUCUUACAUGCAGCUGUGAGCUGUAUAAACUGGUGGCAAGCUGGGACAUCAGAAUGUUAAGCUCUGUCUCAGGGUUUGCAGACAACCACACAUGUACAAUGCCAGACAAAAAGACUAAAAAAAUACUGAACAUCACUUGCAAUGAUGACAAGAUUCUUAUAAGAGAGGCUAAUCUGGAGCAGAAAUUGCUUCUUGACUGUGACACUAGACAGAAGUACAUGGAAAAGAGAUGGGUACUGCCAGGAAAUAUCUCAGCAUCUUCAGCAAACAACACCAAGAUCAAAGAGGGUGGUACUUACCUGGAGAUAGGCCCACUAAAGCUUGAAGACUCUGGGGUUUACACCUGCUAUGCUAACAACAGUUCCUUAAUUGACACUGUCCAAAUUACUGUGGUGGUGUUAAACUACACAAAGAGCCAUGGGCUGGAGGAUCUUAAAACAGCAUACACCACCCUGGGAGCCUGUGUGAUCAGUGUGGUUUUGAUCCUUGUCUACCUUUAUGUCACACCCCAUUGCUGCGCUUGCUGGUCAGGUGAAAACACAGAGAAGGACGACCCUGGAGAGAGCCUGCACUCCUCAACCGCGAGCCUCCCUCUGGCACACGGAGAACAGGAAGCGGAGAACGCGGCCUUUGCCUUCAGAUAUGAAGCAUCACAAGAAAGCUGCAGCAUCUGGGAAACUCUGGGCGGUGUCCGCUGCAUCUUGUUGGCAGCCCACUGGCUGGAUCCUACCUCAUUCUCUGGCUUUGGACUGAACUGUUAAACCAGAGGUUAAUGCCCUGCAGAUCUGCCUGUUUUCAAUAAACGCUUUUUGAAGU
This is a messenger RNA of Cyprinodon tularosa, 1789 nucleotides long. Its product is annotated as amphoterin-induced protein 1-like. Gene Ontology annotation, cellular component: plasma membrane. The transcript is spliced from 4 exons. Gene Ontology annotation, molecular function: protein binding. The coding region runs from base 310 to 1734 and encodes 474 amino acids. The record is from RefSeq and is a predicted model, not a curated record. Lineage: Eukaryota; Metazoa; Chordata; Actinopteri; Cyprinodontiformes; Cyprinodontidae.